Melanotaenia boesemani (Boeseman's rainbowfish) is the source of this 3703-nucleotide messenger RNA. It is a transcript of the gene prickle2b, whose product is annotated as prickle homolog 2b. Lineage: Eukaryota; Metazoa; Chordata; Actinopteri; Atheriniformes; Melanotaeniidae. The transcript has 8 exons. The record is from RefSeq and is a predicted model, not a curated record. The coding region runs from base 511 to 3087 and encodes 858 amino acids. Gene Ontology annotation, molecular function: zinc ion binding.
CUGCUGCUGCUCAGUAGGUCGUUCAGCAGCAAGAGGAGCACUUCGAGCUCCUUGUACCUUUUCGCACAGAAGUCUCCGCGCAGCUCUCCAGUCUCCAGAGGAGUUUUCCGGACUGAAUAUUUUUCUGGUGGAAUCUGCGUCUUUAUUUAGACCUGUAAUUUACCUCAAAGAGGAAUCUUGUGUAUGUUUACGCACUUUAAGUUGGUUGGCCGCGCGUUUCCAGAAGUCCUGGGUGUGCAUGCGGAGAGCAGAAGAAGGUGGGGGUUGAAAAAGGGAGUCUUUGGACGGGAUAGAUGUAGCAGAGAGGUUCGGGUCGCUCAGCGGGCGAGACUGCCGUGUUUUCGUGGCAACGUUGUGCUGCUGGAAUUCUGCAAUGAGGAGCGUGUGUUUUAAAGCCCGCAGCAAGUCAAAUACCGAAGUCAGUGCCAUGGUUUUACUCACUUCCAGUUUGUAAAAAGGAAGAUCUGUGUGCACUGCAAGUGUCGGCGUGAGGAGCAUGCAGUGACAGCCAUGCCUGUAGAGAUGGAGAAGACUGUCACCAAGCUGAUGUACGACUUCCAAAGGAACUCGACCUCAGAUGACGACUCAGGCUGUGCCCUGGAGGAGUACGCCUGGGUACCACCAGGACUUAAACCUGAACAGGUUCAUCAGUACUACAGCUCCCUGCCUGAGGACAAGGUGCCCUAUGUGAACAGCCCAGGAGAGAAAUACCGUAUCAAACAGCUGCUCCAUCAGCUACCGCCUCAUGACAAUGAGGUACGGUAUUGUAACAGUCUGGAUGACGAGGAGAAGCGAGAACUAAAGCUCUUCAGCAACCAGAGGAAACGGGAAAACCUAGGUCGCGGCAAUGUCCGUCCAUUCCCUGUGACAAUGACGGGAGCCAUCUGCGAGCAGUGCGGAGGCCAGAUUAAUGGUGGCGACAUUGCUCUGUUUGCAUCACGGGCGGGUCACAGCAUGUGUUGGCACCCUGCCUGCUUCGUGUGCAGCAUGUGCAACGAGCUUCUGGUGGACCUCAUCUACUUCUACCAAGAUGGGAAGAUCUACUGCGGCCGGCACCAUGCAGAGAGGCUAAAGCCACGCUGUACCGCCUGCGAUGAGAUCAUCUUUGCAGAUGAGUGCACCGAGGCAGAGGGCCAGCACUGGCACAUGAAGCACUUCUGUUGUUUUGAAUGUGAGACGGUGCUGGGGGGCCAGCGCUACAUCAUGAAGGAGGGUCGGCCUUACUGCUGCUCCUGCUUCGAAUCCCUCUAUGCUGAAUACUGCGACUCCUGUGGAGAGCAUAUUGGCAUUGAUCAAGGCCAGAUGACGUAUGACGGGCAGCACUGGCACGCCACGGAGGGCUGCUUCUGCUGUGCCCGGUGUAAACGCUCCCUGUUGGGCCGGCCUUUCCUGCCCAAGCAGGGUCAAAUCUUCUGCUCACGCUCCUGCAGUCUCGGGGAGGAGCCCAAUGGCUCUGACUCCUCUGAUUCGGCCUUCCAAAGCGCCCGCUCCACCAGAGAGUCUAGACGUAGCUCCAAGAUGGCAAAGAGCGGCUGUGGAGCAGGUGGGUUGCAGACUCAGAGGUAUUCAGGGGAGGUGGACCCUCUGUCUUUACAAAUGGAUCUUCUAAGUCUCUCUAGCCAGACGCCUAGUUUGACUCGCGAACCGCCUUCCUGGCAGAACCAAGAGCAAGCAGGAGAUGGUUAUGAAUCACAAUCCGACCCAAGGGCCAAUCCCACUCCUCUGCAGCUCCUCAGCCAGUGCAAUGUGAGGAGUACCUAUAAUUCCUCCUGCUCCUCCAAUCAGCAGCAUGAUCACAGGAUCAAGCAGAAUGGAGGUUUGAAGCGACCUCCAGUCUCAGCCCUGAAGGGCCACUCUCUGAAUGAGACCUGGUUCCAGCAGGCAGUUCCGGAGGAGUAUUAUCCACCCAAACUGAGGACCCAAAAGAGCUUCACCGAGGUGUCCCAUUGCUCUCAGCACAACGGUUUCUCCUCGGAUAAGCGCUCGAUCAGUUUGCAUGGCUUUCAGAGGGUUAGAGAUGCAGGGCCUCCAACAAGUGCCCAGGUGGCAAGAAGCAGGAACCCCAUUAAUGCACUUAACUUCACAGAACAGCUGACCCCACUAGAGCAGACCCCAAGAGGAUCCAUGGAGUCCUUGGCUCUAUCAAAUGCUACAGGAAACUCAGCAGAUGGUGGAGGAAAGCAUCAGGAGCACCUCUCUCGUUUCUCCAUGCCAGACCUGAGCAAAGACUCUGGAAUGAACAUGUCCGAGAAAAGUAACAUGGACACACUCAACUCUUCUGUGCAGUUUCGUAGCUCUGAGUCUAUUCACAGUCUUAGCGCCAGCCAGUCCUACGUGGAAACGAAACCCCCCAGGUCUUCUCAGUACCAGGUGCAGUAUUGUGACCCUCCUGGCAUGGGUAUGGGCAUGCCUCAUUUGGCACCUGGCUUCACCUACCAAGAGGAGGAUAGGAUUAGUCUAGUAAGCAGUGCUAACGCUGCACGUCUGCCACCCAUUAGUGAGCGCAGUGUGGGUGGUGUUGGAGCAAGAGGAGCAAAUAUCAGAAUAGAUGCUCCAGAAGAGACUCCACAGAGACGGCGACACCACCAUCACCGCGCCCGAAGAUCUCGUCGAUCUCGUUCAGAAAACGCUCUGAACUUGGUGUCAGAGCGAAGGGUAAGACCCCAAGACAGACCGCAGCUGCGUGUCAGAGAGGAUUAUGACCGCUUCCCACCCCCAAGGAGUGCCAGGGAUCAGUUUGGAGUUGGAGGAGGGGGUAGAUACCAACCCCAGUUCUUCAGGCAAUGCCCAAGGACCACAUCAGACCUGACUCUGCAGAACCCCGGGGCCAGCAGACGCACCGGGUUGAGCCAGUACUCCUGGGACGAUUAUGACGAUGACUGGUGCUCCACCUGCUCUUCAUCCUCAGAAUCAGAGGAUGAGGGUUACUUCCUGGGUGAGCCAAUCCCCAGGCCCAUCCAGCUGCGCUACAUCAACAACCAGGAGCUGGUUCAUAAGUACAACAACACAGGGAUGGGAGGACCUAACCGCAGCGGGCAGUUGCAUACCCGCAAACGCAGAAAAAGCAAGAACUGUAUUAUCUCUUAACACCUAGACAGCGAGUUACAUUAAGUUCAGCUUGUGUACACUAACAUCCCCACCUUGAACAAAAGAACAUUGCAGUGUUGUUGAGUGUUGAUAAUCAUGUAGUUAAGUCAGUGAUGAAUUGCCGUCAGUAGACCAUAAAAAAUUAAAAGACAAGUGUUUGCAUGUUUCCUCAUUUUAAUGUUUUACAGUAGCUCCUAAACGUCAGAGCUAACAGGUACGUGAGCGCUUCUAUCAACAACCUUUGUCCAAAGUUGAUGAGCAAUUUGUUUUUGUCUGAACUUCAUUUAGACACAGCAAACAAGUGUACAGAAUAAUCUGUUUGGUACAGUUUUACAUGCAAUGUGAUUUAGUUAUAUGAUGUCCUGUACGACUUAAUUCAGCUCAUAUGUACAUAGAUAAAUGAAUUAAUAAUUUCACUUAAGUUAAAGAAGUUGGUGUAAAUACAGUUGUAAAUGAGGCCUCGCAUAUUUUUAUAUUUUGUAUGGAUAGAAUCAUUUAUGUAUGAAAUAACUAUAAUCUAGAGAUAGAACAUAAAAACAAACAACAAAAAAAAGCUUAUGCAUGUGUUAUUUGGCUGACCUGGUGCUGCAUUUGGAAUAAAGGAGUACUUCACUGA